AAAAAAAAAAAAAAAAAAAAAAAAAAAAAGGGAACAGAAAUACCGCCCGCAAAAAGGGGGUGGCCAGUUUCUGGCACUGUUAUGUGGGAGGGGGCGGGGGUCACAGGGCAGGAUGAAAAUUUUGGGAACCCCUGGUUUAGGGGUUUAACAUUCUCUUAAUGUGAAAAGUGUUUCAGUCAGGGAACCUUUAGGGAAGAGUCUCUACGGCCACAUUAUUUAAUUUGCAACCAAACUUCAUUCAGUAUUAAGGUAUUUUAAAUUCUACAAGAAUCAGGGCUUUAUAUAUUAAUUGGAGCUAGAUGACGUUCAUGGUUCUUGUUAUUAAGACUUAAAAAAAAAAAAAAUUCUGGGAUUCAAUCGACACCCGGAAACGAAAGGGGGCUUUGAUUCCUUUCAAAGUAAAAGCUGAACAUUAUUUCACAUACCUGAAGUAAAGCUUUUCGUCCUCGAUGAGCGCACCCUUCUUUAUCGGAAAAAGAAAGUUGUAAUAAAUUGAACAUUUACCUCAGAUAUGAAUAAACUCUCCUUUUUUUAACAAUAAAUUUGUGACCACUGCACCAGCAGCAGCAGCAAACUUGACCUGGAAGAUAAAUGCAUCGCCUUGCACCGCAGUGUUGAAAAUCCCGGUUAAUAAACAUAAAGUCAUGAUUUUCGCCGAGGACGAAGACGACCCUUUCCCUGUGGAUGAUGGCUGUCUGUUCUCGGAGACGUUUUCCCAGGAGACUGCGUACAGGCUGAUGGGCGAGGAGCUCCGGAUAACACAGCUCUUCGGAGCCAACCUCGGCGUGGCUGCGCCCGUCUGGGAAGCUGCCUUGCAUCUGUGCCGCUUCUUGGAGGACCAGUCCGUGGAGCUGAGAGGGAGGCGGAUCAUCGAGCUGGGAGCAGGGACUGGGGUCCUCGGUAUCCUGGCUGCUCGUCGGGGUGCAGAGGUGACCCUCACAGACCUCCCUCUGGCUCUGCCACAGCUCCAGGCCAACGUCUCCGCUAACGCUCCCCCCGACGGCUGGCCCUCUGCCCCUCCCGCCGUCCUCCCCCUGCGCUGGGGCCAGGACCACCUGGGCUUCCCCGCUGACUGGGAUGUGGUGCUGUGCGCCGACAUCGUCUACCUCCCGGAGACGUACCCCCUGCUGGCGGAGACGCUGGCUCACCUGUGCCAAAACGGAGCCGUGGCGUAUCUCUCCUCCAAGAUGCGCAGGGAGCACCAGACUCAGAGUUUCUACGAGGAGCACCUGGCGAGCGGGUUCGACGUGGAGCUCGUGCACCGUGACGACAAGCAGAACAACAACAUCUACAGAGCGUCUAAGAGGGCAGAGCAGUAAGGAGGGAGCGCUGGGAAACUGUGAAAAAAAAGAGACUUGAAGCAAUUUAAAAUGCUCUUUAUAUGCGGGUUUGUGCUGGAUAUUUAAAGAAAACACUUGUUUUUAUGUGCUUGUAAGUAAAAUUAAACUUAUUUUUCUUUAGCCGAUGACUUAGUGAUGAGUGUUAAGGUCUUUUUAACAGAUUUUAUUCGUGUUUCUGGGAGAAAUCUAAAUCAAAGAGACCUGCCUUAAGAGGAGGCCUCAUUUGAAACUUAAAAUCAAGCUGUCAUGUGUAAAAAGCCCUCAAAUAAAUCCAGCUUUUUCCUCAGUGUGGCUUAAUCUUACAAUGGUAUGCUUAGAGAAGAGGAUUCAGAAGAGGAAUCUCAUGUUCAGAAAUUAAACAAAAAAUCAGCAGUG
Fundulus heteroclitus (mummichog) is the source of this 1715-nucleotide messenger RNA. It is a transcript of the gene eef1akmt3, whose product is annotated as EEF1A lysine methyltransferase 3. Gene Ontology annotation, molecular function: protein-lysine N-methyltransferase activity. The record is from RefSeq and is a predicted model, not a curated record. Bases 645 to 1319 code for a protein of 224 amino acids. Lineage: Eukaryota; Metazoa; Chordata; Actinopteri; Cyprinodontiformes; Fundulidae. The transcript has 3 exons. Gene Ontology annotation, cellular component: cytoplasm; cytosol. Gene Ontology annotation, biological process: peptidyl-lysine methylation.